Brassica oleracea var. oleracea is the source of this 891-nucleotide messenger RNA. Its product is annotated as rRNA-processing protein fcf2-like. Bases 165 to 749 code for a protein of 194 amino acids. Gene Ontology annotation, cellular component: nucleolus. The record is from RefSeq and is a predicted model, not a curated record. Gene Ontology annotation, molecular function: RNA binding. The transcript is spliced from 6 exons. NCBI's taxonomy places the organism in Eukaryota, Viridiplantae, Streptophyta, Magnoliopsida, Brassicales, Brassicaceae. Gene Ontology annotation, biological process: RNA processing.
AUUUUUUUCCCCAACAUAUUAGGCGGCGGUGAAGCUUUUACCGGCGUCAGAAGCUUUUUUGUUCUUCGUGCUCUAUCCUCUUUCUCAAACCGAAGUAGCAUUCUCCAGACGACUUCUCCGAACCUGCUUCUUUGGUCAGACCACCAACUGCAGUUUAGAUAAUAAUGUCGGAGGUUAAACCAUUGAUUGGUCUUAAAUGGGAACCAAAGCUUCCAUGCUUAGCUUUAGACUCCAAAACUGGCUCCAGCUCGAGUAAAGUUGCUGAGAGUGGUUCUUCUCUCUGGACGUCUAAGUCUGAGCUCGUUGAUGGUCUUUGUCUCCCGCCUACUGAUCCAAAGAAAGUCAACAAGAUGAUGAGAAAGCAACUCAAAGACACCACUGGUUCUAACUGGUUUGAUAUGCCUGCACCUACAAUGACUCCUGAGUUGAAAAGAGACCUUCAGUUACUCAAGUUGAGGAAUGUAAUGGAUCCUAAGAAACAUUACAAGAGAGUUGCUUCCUCUUCGAAACUAGCUGAAAAGUAUUUCCAGGUUGGUACAGUAAUUGAACCAGCACAAGAGUACUUUGAUAGAGUCACAAAGAAGAAUAGGAAAACAACUCUUGCUGAGGACUUGGUGUCAGACCCCAAAUUUUCUCAGUACAGGCAACGUAAAGUGAGGGAGAUUGAAGAGAAGAACAGAUCUAAUCAGGAUAAGAAGUGGAAGAGAAAGGGAAGCGACUCCAAGAAAACAAAACAUAGAAGGCACUGAAUUGCUGCAUUUAUCAGAGAAUAUGAUCUCUUUACCUUGUAAUGACAUACUGUUGUUGUUUUACAGCCUUGGUUUGAAGGAUUGGUUUUGUUUGUCUACCUGUCGGUUCGGAUGAUUAAACAGCGUUGAUGGAGAUUGAAUA